This is a messenger RNA of Neocloeon triangulifer, 1589 nucleotides long. RefSeq names its product clavesin-1-like. Gene Ontology annotation, cellular component: membrane. Lineage: Eukaryota; Metazoa; Arthropoda; Insecta; Ephemeroptera; Baetidae. Gene Ontology annotation, molecular function: phosphatidylinositol bisphosphate binding. The transcript has 9 exons. The record is from RefSeq and is a predicted model, not a curated record. Bases 394 to 1296 code for a protein of 300 amino acids.
ACUGCGUUUUAUUUUUAUAAAGUCUCGUUCAGUCUUCAACCAAAAGGAAUAUCGGACAGAAACACGCUCACUUGCAAUUAUAGAGGCGUGCAGUUGAUUGCAAGCAGAGUUGAGGAGAACAAGAAGUACCAUCAGCUAAAGUGGAGUUUAAUUGAGAUUGGAAAAGUCUGGCCGAAACUGCGAAACAAUCUGUUGCUCUCUGUCUUAAUAUCCUCAACAGCACAACAAACCAAGGAGUAAUUUUUUUGGGCAGGGAGAAAGUGAGUGUGAGAGAGUUUGAGUCGGUCGUGCCACCGCCGGUUGCUUCCUUCGAGGCCUCGCUCGAGCACCGACAACACUCGCCUGCUGUACCAGUGGUGCCGCCGAAACAGUCUUCAUUCCACCGUCAACAGGAUGACGACUUCAUUAGCGCCUGCCGUGCUAAUAAUCGGCGACAACUUUGAGUUGCGCUUUGAAGUCGAGGAGAUCGAAGGCGAAUUUGCUGAGAGGGCACGUAAAGAAUUGAGAGAAACGCCGGAGAACAAGUCGGAAGCAAUCGAAGAGCUCCGUAAACUAGUCACAGAUGAUAAGAACUUAAACUUCCCGGUUGAUGAUGAAUUACGGCUACUUAUUUUUCUGCGGCCUUGCAAAUUUUACGCGCAGAGUGCCUAUGCCCUAAUGAAACGGUACUACACAUUUCGACUGAAAAAUCCUAAAGUCUAUCGCGAGUUGAAGCCAACAAAUGAGAAAAAUCUAUUUGAUCAAGAUAUCAUCACAGUUCUGCCAAAACGGGAUCAAUUUGGCCGGCGAGUUAUGCUCAUUGAGUCAGGCGGCAAGUGGAACACGAGCCUUUGCUCAGUGGACGAGAUAUUCCGAGGAUGUGCCUUGUUCUUGGAGGCUGCCAUGGCAGAGCCCAAAACACAAGUUUCUGGAGUUGUAGUAAUCUUAGACCAAGCUGGCCUGAGUCUAAGUCACGUGAUGCAAUUUACUCCAGGAUUUGCCCGAGCUGUUGUUACGUGGGUUCAAGAAUGCUUGCCAAUUAGGUUGAAGGGGGUUCACAUUGUGAACCAGCCUUACAUUUUCAACAUGAUUUUCGCCAUUUUCAAGCCAUUCCUCCAAGAGAAGCUACGAAAGAGGAUACACUUCCAUGGCACGAAUCGGCCAUCCCUAUUAAAGCACAUCGACCCUGAGGUCCUACCAAAGCGAUAUGGUGGAACCCUGGAUCUCCCAGAUGUCACUGGUGAUCAGUGGUACACCUUGAUGGCACCACGAAAUAGUGAUUACGAGAAGGUCAACUCUUUUGGAUACACUUCGUAGGGUCAUGUGCUGGAUUUAAAAGUUGCCUCAAAAAUAUUUUGUGAUAAUGUACACAAAAAUUGUAACUUAUUAAUUACUUAAAAUUCCUUGUGUAUGUAAAUUUUUAGUGUAUAACAUUUAUUAUUUAAGUCACAAUUUUAAAUUAUACGAGACGUUUUCUUUUUAAAUUUAUUUCACAAAGACCUAAAAACUUAAAAAAUUAUACAAUAUUAAAUUUGGUGUAAGAUUUUUUAUUUUAUGUAAAAUUAGUAAAAAAUGACAAUUAUUGGAAAUAAUUAAAACGAUGCCCCCCA